Molecule: messenger RNA, 522 nt
Organism: Adineta ricciae
Lineage: Eukaryota; Metazoa; Rotifera; Eurotatoria; Adinetida; Adinetidae
Source: the annotation of a GenBank genome assembly
AUGGAUAAAUCGACGAUAAACCGAAGUGCUUUGAAUGUAGUGACAAAUCAACCAGCGCGAAAACCUUCGAACCAAAAUGAUCUACUUGCAAAAAUUCGACCUAAACCAAUCAAUAAACCGAACUUAGUCCAACAACUCACCCAAUCAACGACUAUUCAGGUCUCUUCAGGGUUAAAAAUACUGAAUACACGAAUUCAAUCUAAUGCUGAUCCAUCCUAUCAACCAUUAGUAAUGAUUAGUGAUGAUGAUGACGAUGAUAAUCAUUCUAACGAAGAAGAUUUCGUCUCACCCGUGCAUAGAUUGACACGAAAUGAAUUACGUGAAGAAUUACGAGCGUUUCGUCAACAUGAAGAUUCAACUAAUAAUAGCACAAAUCAUGCUUUACUUGCCAAUGGCAAUGAUGAUGAUGAUGACGGCGACGUAGGUGAUAUCGAAUUUCGGACUCAUCAAGUCGUCAAUCGUACUGUUUGUUGUUCUCAAAAUCCAUUCUCAUGCAGGAUGAAUUCUUGCGUUAUAUCAUAA